AUUUGCUGUUAACAAGUCUCAGUAUUUGUUGAGAAUCUUGUUACACAACAAAGACAACACAUUAUACAACACUAAAGUUUAAAUAUUAAAUUAACCACAUUAAAAAUGAUAACAGUGCUGGACGAUGAGUUUAAAUACUUUGCAGCAAACCUUAGUUGCCUUAGUGUACUACAUUUGCCAUACGAAACGCGUUGCAUGAUGGUAAGAAAGGCGCCAGAUUGUCAGUCGAUAGUCCAAUAUCUGAAUUACUUUGAUAUUAUGUCCUGUAUACUCAAGAUUGAUACGCCGGCAGUAGAGAUUUUAGUGAUGUGUGCCUUCAUAUGUUGUGUGCUGAUAUACGUCCAGAUCACGGCCAUAAUAGUUGCCACUUAUCUGACGCCAGUGAUGAAAAUACUCUCAGUGAAGAUGCAUAUGAAUGAGUAUCUGGCGGGCAUAACACUUCUGGCAUUUGCCAAUUCAUUUCCAGAUAUGAUCUCCAAUCUGUUGCCGAUUCGUGCGCAGUCGGCUCUUUACACUAGAACCAUUAGCAAUUGCUUGGUUAUUGUGCUGUUGUGUGGUGGCAUGGUGUGUUUUCUGAAACCCUUUAAGAUGGAUGGCCAUUCGACUGUGCGGGAUCUGCUCUUCCUGCUGAUGGCUGUAGAAUUGAUGAGUUAUAUAAUCCACUAUGAUGACAGAGUAUCGAAUAUAGAAAGCAUCUUUCUGCUCAUCGUAUACAUUAUUUAUCUGAUUAUACAGGUAACCGAUCUCAUACUGAUGCGUCGCACUAUUCGCAAACUGCGCACUGAAAUUACCGCCUUGAGGCAGCAGCCCAUUUCACCGGCUCGAAACGAGAAAUUACGCAACAAGAUGGCAAUUCUUAUUGAUCUAGAGAGUAAUGAAGUAAUGAGCAUACGAAAACAGGACGCUCAUUUUAUGCUGCACAAGAGAUCAUCGAGACUAUCAUCAUCAUCGAAUAUAUUUUCAACAUCUGGUAGGAAAUUCGAACGCGGCGAUGUCGAUUAUGUAUCGACACGAAUUGUGCUACACAACAAAAACAAUACAAAAAAUCAGUUUCUGUGGAAUGAAUUCUUUGAGAAAUUCAAUCCCAUUUAUGGCAAGAACUGGGGAAUGCUUAAUAGAUGCGAUCGCAUUAUUUUAAUUGCCAGAGCACCGUUGGUCAUCAUCACAAGAAUGAUUGUACCCGAGGUGAAUUACGAACUCUACAAACACGGUUGGAGUAAGCUUUUGAACUGCAUGCAGAUUGUAACCACGCCCUUUUUUGUCAUCACUGCAGUUACCUCUAACUUUUCCAAGCUCUAUUUGACUUGGCGCCUCAGCUUUAACAUGCGUUUCGCUUGUUACUCCAUGAUUGUAACAGUGCCUGCGGCUGUGUUUAUUUUCUUCGAUACUCGCACGGAUAUUCCACCGCCCUAUCAUUUUAUUUACAUCUGCUUGAAUGCUGCCAGCUCAUUUGUCAUUGUCUUUGUGUGCGCCGCAGAGAUCGAAGUGCUGACCACAAUUGUAGGCGUUGUUUUUGAUUUGAGCGGCAAUUUAAUGGACAUUACUUUUGGUGCCCUGAUCAAUGCCAUACUCGAUAUGCUGGCCAUCUAUACGAUGACCAUGGCGGGCUAUGAAAAAAUGGCAUUCGCUGCCAUCUUUGCAGGUCCAUUUUUCAGCAUUAUUGUUGGCAUGGGCGUACCAUUGUAUUUUAAUAAGAAAGCACAUCAGCCGGGCUCGGCACAUUUCUUGUAUGGUGAGCUGGGUGACAACUGUUACAUCUUCAUGAUGAUCACGGUGUACUCUACAUUGAUGUGGACUUUGACUUUGAAUUUCUAUAGUCGACGUUCGGUUGGCAUCUAUUGUUGGGUCUUACUUUUCAUAUUUCUGCUUUACGCUUUUAGCAUCGAGGCAAAACUUAUUCACGGAUUUGGCAAGGAUCCUUAUUUCCCACCUCGAUAAUUUUGUACGUACAAAAAGUGAAUAAUCUGAUAGGAAUUAAUAAUACAAGAA
Drosophila albomicans is the source of this 1989-nucleotide messenger RNA. RefSeq names its product mitochondrial sodium/calcium exchanger protein-like. Gene Ontology annotation, molecular function: calcium:sodium antiporter activity. Lineage: Eukaryota; Metazoa; Arthropoda; Insecta; Diptera; Drosophilidae. The transcript has 8 exons. Gene Ontology annotation, biological process: intracellular calcium ion homeostasis; monoatomic cation transport; transmembrane transport. Bases 106 to 1938 code for a protein of 610 amino acids. The record is from RefSeq and is a predicted model, not a curated record. Gene Ontology annotation, cellular component: membrane.